AUGGCCAAGUCAAAGAACUCGUCCCAGCAUAAUCAGUCGAAGAAGAACCACAGGAACGGUAUCAAGAAGCCUAAGACGCACCGUUACCCAUCGCUCAAGGGUACCGACCCCAAGUUCCGCAGGAACCACAGGCAUGCUCUUCACGGCACCAUGCGCGCUCUGAAGGAGGUCAAGGAGGGCAAGCGCGACGCGGCAUAG
Molecule: messenger RNA, 198 nt
Organism: Dothidotthia symphoricarpi CBS 119687
Lineage: Eukaryota; Fungi; Ascomycota; Dothideomycetes; Pleosporales; Dothidotthiaceae
Exons: 4
Coding region: 1-198 (65 amino acids)
Biological process (GO): cytoplasmic translation
Cellular component (GO): cytosolic large ribosomal subunit; ribosome
Molecular function (GO): structural constituent of ribosome
Source: RefSeq, a predicted model, not a curated record